Dovyalis caffra is the source of this 912-nucleotide messenger RNA. The record is from the annotation of a GenBank genome assembly. NCBI's taxonomy places the organism in Eukaryota, Viridiplantae, Streptophyta, Magnoliopsida, Malpighiales, Salicaceae.
AUGGCAUCGUCAUCAGAUAAUGAAGUUGCCCUCGAAUUCAGGUUCUUCCGGGUUUACAAAGACGGCCGUGUUGAAUUAUUCAAGCCACACUUCAAAAAAAUCCCACCGUCCGACGAUCCAGUUACCGGGGUCCAAUCAAAAGAUGUGAUUAUCUCAUCUAAACCUCAAGUCUCUGCCCGUGUUUUCUUGCCAAAACUCAAACACCCUAACCAAAAACUUCCUCUCUUACUAUACAUCCACGGGGGUGGAUUUUCAAUGAAAUCUGCCUUUUCUCCUGUCUACCACAAGUUGUGCAGCCAAGUUGCUCAUGAGGCUGACUUUGUAGUUGUCUCUGUGGAAUACGGUCUCUUUCCGACCCGACCCAUACCCGCAUGCUACGAGGAUUCUUGGGCUGUGCUCCAGUGGGUGGCAUCAAAUGCUAAUGGGAAUGGACCUGAACCAUGGCUGAAUGAUCAUGUUGAUUUUGGGAAAGUUUUCAUGGGGGGAGAUAGUGCUGGAGGUAACAUAUCACAUACUUUGGCUUUUCGGGUCGGGUCAAUUGGGCUGCCCCACGGAGUGAAGGUUGUUGGGGUGGUCAUGGUGCAUCCUUUUUUCGGAGGUACUAAGGAUGAUGAAAUGUGGUUGUACAUGUGCCCAACGAAUAGUGGGCUCAAUGAUCCUAGGAUGAACCCGGGUAUAGAGGAUCUUGCUAGGCUUGGCUGUGAGAGGAUGUUGAUCUUUGUAGCUGAGGAAGACUAUUUGACUGUUGCAGCCAAGAAUUACUAUGAGAAGUUGAAGAAGAGUGAAUGGAAAGGAACUGUUGAGCUUGUUGAGAAUGAAAAAGAAGACCACUGCUUUCAUUUGCUUGAUCUCGAUGGUGAGAAGGCUGUGGAAAUGAGGCAUAAGUUUGUUUCGUUUCUCAGACAAGACUAG